Ctenocephalides felis (cat flea) is the source of this 4548-nucleotide messenger RNA. RefSeq names its product chitin synthase chs-2-like. Bases 1 to 4548 code for a protein of 1515 amino acids. The record is from RefSeq and is a predicted model, not a curated record. The transcript has 21 exons. Gene Ontology annotation, cellular component: cell septum; cell periphery. Gene Ontology annotation, molecular function: chitin synthase activity. NCBI's taxonomy places the organism in Eukaryota, Metazoa, Arthropoda, Insecta, Siphonaptera, Pulicidae.
AUGGUUGUCUCCGAAGCCAGAUUUAUCCACGACAGUGACUCCGAGCCAGACGAGAAAGUACCUCUUACAUCAUAUCUAAAUAAAAAUGGUAAACAUAAUGAAGAUGAAACAAAAGGUUGGGACGUGUUCGAAGAUCCACCGAUCAAGAAAGAAGUGGGUUCUUUGGUCAGCACUAGAAAAUUCGAGAUAUUAACUAAAAUUACUAAAGUUUUUGCAUAUAUUCUUACAUUUGCAAUAGUAUUAGGGGGUGGUAUUAUUUCCAAAGGGACUAUGUUGUUUAUGACGUCACAAAUCAAGAAGGGACGGAAAAUCGAUCACUGUAAUUUAGAUAUAGAUCGAAAAAAACAGUUUGUAUCUGUUUUACCCGAAGAACAGAGAUGGGCCUGGGUUUGGGCCCUAAUUUUUGCCUAUAUGGCCCCAGAAAUAGGAACUUUUAUAAGAUCGUGCAGGAUAUGUUAUUUUAAAACUUACAGGAAACCUAGUUUAUUUAGAUUUUUAGUAGUUCUUGUUUUAGAAACCCUUCAUACUUUAGGAAUGGCAAUUUUGGUGUUUGUAAUUUUACCAGAAUUGGAUGUGGUCAAAGGAGCUAUGUUGACAAAUUGUUUUUGUUUUGUUCCAUCAAUAUUAAGUGUAUUAUCUCGUAACUUAAACAAAAGACGAGGACCCCUCUACAUGAGUUUAGACGUUUUUGCAGUUUGUGCCCAAAUUACAGGUUUUGUGGUAUGGCCAAUUUUAGAAGGAAAAAUGGAAUUGUACUUUAUACCACUUGCUACAAUUUUAAUUUCGUGCGGAUGGUGGGAAAAUUAUGCUCUGAAUAAAAGCUCGAUAGGAUUUAUACAACAAAUUGGUGCCUUCAAGGAAAAAUUAAUCCUAGACAGAUAUUUCACAUAUAUGUUUGUCUCAUUAUGGAAAUGUUUUACAUUUCUAAGUUUUGCAAUAAUUGCUUUGUGGAUACAAAAUGAAAACAUCAAAGAUAUGUUUACAAUGUACAAAACAGGAUUUGGUAAAAACCAAUAUAUAAUUAAAGAGAUAAGUCCCAUAGUAUCACCAUCAGAUCCCAACAACGGACAAAGCAAACACCAACUAUUUCCUUCCCAAGAAAACGUCAUAACAUACGUCAUCUUUAUCCAAGUACUUUCUGCAUACUUCAGUUACAUUUUUGGAAAAUUUGCCUGCAAAAUUGUCAUACAAACCUUCAGCUACGCAAUUCCAGUUUGCCUAACAGUUCCUGCCUUGGUGGCAGGGUUGGUGUCGAUGAGCGAAUUACGUAAUACAGAUCCUUGUUAUUAUCAUGGAAUUAUACCGGAUUAUUUAUUCUUUAAUAGUCCAGCUCUGUACUCGUUUUCUGAAUAUAUUACCCAGCAACAUGCCUGGGUUUGGAUUUUGUGGUUGAUUUCACAAGUUUGGGUAACUUGGCACAUUUGGACGCCCCAGAGCGAAAGAUUGGUGCCUACUGAAAAGUUGUAUGUGACGCCUAUGUAUAAUGGGUUGCUGAUUGAUCAGUCUUUGGCUAUGAAUAGGAAACAAGAUGAUGUACCACCAGUAAGUAAAAAAAAUAUAGACAUGCUAAAAUUUGUUUCAAACUACUAUUUCUAUUACUAUUGCAAAGAUGAGGCUGAAAAAGCACCUUCUGAAAAAACUUCUAGAAUUAUUGUUUGUGGCACCAUGUGGCACGAAACUAAAGACGAGAUGAUAGAAUUUUUAAAAUCUAUUUUAAGACUGGACGAAGACCAAUGUGCUAGGAGAUUGGCCAAUCAAUACUUCAAUCACUACGACAAUGAUUAUUAUGAAGUUGAAACUCAUAUUUUCUUCGACGAUGCCUUCACAAUCUGCAAAGACAACCCUGAAAAUACUCAAAUCAACUCAUUCGUCAAACUUUUAAUCAACACAAUGGACGAGGCUGCUUCGGAGGUUCAUCAAACCCACAUUCGAAUUAAACCACCAAAAGCAUAUCCCACACCUUAUGGAGGUAGAUUAAUUUGGACUUUACCAGGAAAAACUUUGAUGAUUGCCCAUUUGAAAGACAAAGAUAAAAUUAGGCAUAAGAAGAGAUGGUCUCAGUGCAUGUACAUGUAUUAUAUGCUGGGUUAUAGGUUGAUGGACUUGCCGAUACCUCAAGAGAAAAAGGAUCUUUUGGCUAAAAAUACUUAUUUGUUGGCCUUGGAUGGUGAUAUUGAUUUUAAACCGCAGGCUGUUUUGUUAUUGAUAGAUUUGAUGAAGAGGAACUCUAAUUUGGCAGCUGCUUGUGGACGUAUACACCCGAUUGGAUCAGGUCCUAUGGUUUGGUACCAGAAAUUCGAAUACGCCAUCGGACAUUGGUUGCAAAAAGCAACAGAGCACAUGGUAGGUUGUGUACUUUGCAGUCCUGGUUGUUUUUCGUUAUUCAGAGGUGAAGCACUUAUGGACAAAAAUGUUAUGGCAAGGUACACCAUGAAAUCUAGCCAAGCCAGACAUUAUGUGCAGUAUGAUCAGGGCGAAGAUCGUUGGCUUUGUACUUUAUUGCUACAAAGGGGUUGGCGUGUUGAAUAUUCAGCAGCUAGUGAUGCCUAUACACAUUGUCCAGAAGGGUUCAACGAAUUUUACAACCAAAGACGUCGUUGGAUUCCCUCAACCAUGGCUAAUAUUUUUGAUUUGUUGCUUGAUGCAAAACGAACCAUCAAGUCCAAUCCAGAUAUAUCAGGCUUGUAUAUAUUUUACCAGAUUAUACUGAUGGCUGGCAGUAUUUUAGGUCCUGGUACAAUAUUCCUGAUGCUUGUUGGUGCUUUCAAUGCUGCCUUCAAAAUUGACAACUGGGAUUCUUUGCUAUACAAUUUGAUUCCUUUGCUGAUUUUCAUGUUUGUUUGCAUACUGUGCAAUUCUAAAAUACAGUUAUUCUUUGCUGGUCUGAUUAGUACAGUAUACGGUUUGGUCAUGAUAGCAGUAAUAGUUGGCCUGAUGAUACAGAUCACAGAAGAUGGCCCUUUAGCACCAUCAUCAUUGUUCUUUUUCAUAGUUGCUGGUGAAUUGAUAAUUGCAGCCAUAAUGCAUCCUCAAGAAGUCGGAUGUUUGCCUUAUGGCUUAAUUUAUUACGUAACAGUCCCCAGUAUGUACAUGUUACUGAUCAUUUAUGCUGCUUUCAAUAUGAAUGAUGUCUCUUGGGGAACUAGAGAAGUUGUGGUGCCUGCUGGGAAAAAAACAGCCAAGCAACUCGAGGAGGAGAAAAAAGCCUUGGCACUGAACAAAAAGGCAUCGACAACCGACAAACUUUUGGGACUUUUCAAGACAAAUCAAACCAAAGAAGAAGAAGGUUCUUUUGAACUAUCUUUUGCCGGAUUGUUCAAAUGUUUACUUUGUACCCACGAAAAAAAUUCUGAAGAAAAAAUACAACUGAUGCAAAUCAAUAACACCUUGAACUCUGUUUCUAGGAAGUUGGAACGCCUUGAAAAAGCUUCUGAUCCUAAUUCUGGUAAUCGUAGACGUACAACUUUAAAUAAUUUGAGAAGACAAAGUGGUUUACCACCGAUUCCUCCUGAGGAAGAUGUUGAAGUUAGUAUGACUGAAGACAGUGAUGAUCAACAAGAAGAAAAACCAAAGGUAGUACGUGAUUUUCUUCAAAACCCAUUUUGGAUUGAAGACGACCUUCUGCAAAAAAGCCAGAUCGAUUAUCUCCCUGAGGAAGAGAAAACUUUUUGGAAAGAUUUGAUCAAAAAAUAUUUGGAACCUAUUAAAAAAGAUGAGGAGGAAGAGAAAAGAAUCAAAUCCGAUUUGAAGGAUCUCCGAGACAAAGUGGUAUUUGCAUUUUUUAUGCUAAAUGCAUUGUUUGUAUUAAGUAUAUUUUUAUUGCAAGCAAAUAAAGAUUUACUGCACAUCAAGUGGCCACUUGGUGUCAAAAGUAAUGUUACAUAUGAUGAUGGAGUUAAAGAGAUCACAAUUUCUAGUCAGUAUUUAGAAUUGGAACCAAUUGGUGUCGUAUUUUUAGUAUUUUUUGCCCUAAUUCUGGUUAUACAAUUUACUGCAAUGUUGUUCCAUCGUCUGGGAACUUUGUCACACAUUUUAGCAAUAGCUAAAUUAAAUAUCAGAUCUCCAAAGGAAAAGAAAAAGAUGGGUAAAGAAAUUACAGUAGGAUCUGAUAUGGUGGAACUGGCUCGUCGUAUGAUGAGUCUAAAAUAUGCCAAUGAAGUCGAUGUUGAUGAAGAUGAAGAACCUGCAGGAAGACGAAAAACUGUUCAUCAUUUGGAAAGUUUGAAAAAUAAACGGGAAAAAAUCUGGCGACUUGAGGAUGCUUUUAAUCUUAGAUACGAAGAUCCUAAACUUACAGAUAACAAGAAAGUUUUCAAAGAUCUACGAAUCAGUUCGAGAGACCUGGAGAUUUUUGAAAAACGCAGGACGACUGUUUUUGAAAACCGAAAGUCUCAACUUAUGGCUUUACAAGAAGAGGUGGAAGCAAUUAAUGGUGGCCCUCCUGGAAAUAGCAACAGCGAUUUACGAGAAAGACGAAGUGCCUAUGAACCUUUCUAUCCUGAUCCUGAUGCACCCAGGCCAAGUAAAGUUAAAUUUGGAGAUCAAUAA